This is a messenger RNA of Onychostoma macrolepis, 4505 nucleotides long. RefSeq names its product zinc-binding protein A33-like. Bases 650 to 2059 code for a protein of 469 amino acids. The record is from RefSeq and is a predicted model, not a curated record. Gene Ontology annotation, molecular function: zinc ion binding; protein binding. The transcript is spliced from 7 exons. NCBI's taxonomy places the organism in Eukaryota, Metazoa, Chordata, Actinopteri, Cypriniformes, Cyprinidae.
AUCUGUAAGAUAUUCAUUUCACAGUGUAAACAGCUUCAGUGAUUUUAAUGGGAGUUUUUGAGAGUGCUUGUGACUCUAGACUGUCAGUGAAAAAGUUCUUUGAUAAUGUAAAUGUUUUUUGCUCUCUUUCUGAAAUUGUUAUCAUAAGUAGCCUAACUUCACUAAAAUACCUAAAUUCACAUUAAAUAUAAAGUCAGUCGUAUUAAAAAUAUAUUAUGGCAUGACACCAUGUUUGUUACAAGUGAACAGACAGGUUUUUAUGCAUAGUUAAUAGACUACAUUAUUAGGUUACUUUGACCAUCGCCCACUGUAGAUCAACUAUCAUAAUCUAUAAAGGUGAGAAUCAAGAUAUUUCAUGAUAUAGUUAAUGCUUUUGGGAAUGUUUCGAAUAGAAAGGAAAAGAUAAAUAAAACAUAAGUGCUAUUGUGGCUGCUGUGUGCAGAGCUUUCCUUCCAGCCCUUGAUCUCCACAAGCGCUCCCUCAGCGAUGAGUGUUGCGGGCUCAUGCACCUGGUCAGACUCUUCAUGGGGUUUAGGCUCCAGGGCAGUGUAUGCACUCGUCCUCUUCUCAGGCUCGGGAUCCUCAGUCACAGCAGGCCGGUCUCACUGAAAGUGAAAGUAAAUUGUAAGUCGUUGCAGAAGAAGAGGAAAUGGACUCAAAAUCUGUGGAAGAGCUUUCUUGUCCCGUGUGCUGUGAAAUCUUCAAGGAUCCUAUUAUUCUGUCCUGUAGUCACAGUAUUUGUAAAGAGUGUCUUCAGCAGUUCUGGAAGACCAAGAAAACUCAGGAGUGUCCCGUCUGCAGAAGAAGAUCCUCAAAACAAGAUCCUCUGUGUAAUCUAGUGUUAAAAAACUUGUGUGAUUCACUGAUAAAGGAGAGAAAUGAGAGGCGUUCAUCAGGAUCUGAGGAGAUCUGCAGUUUACACAGUGAGAAACUCAAACUCUUCUGUCUGGAGGACAAACAGCCGGUGUGUUUAGUGUGCAGAGACUCAGAGAAACAUGUCAAUCACACAUUCAGACCCAUCACAGAAGUGCUUUCAUCUCACAGGGAGGAACUGAAUACAGCUCUGACAUCUUUACAAAACAAGUUCAAACAUGCAGAAGAAAUGAAAGCAAAGUGUGAUGAAACAGUGCAACACAUCAAGUCUCAAGCUGAGCACACAGAGCGUCAGAUUAAAGAGGAGUUUGAGAAGCUUCAUCAGUUUCUCAGAGAUGAAGAAGAAGCUACAAUCACUGCACUGAGAGAGGAAGAGGAGCAGAAGCAGCAGAUGAUGAAGGAGAAGCUGGAGGAGAUGAACAGACACAUCUCAGCUCUUUCACACACAAUCAAAGACACGGAGGAGAUGAUGAAAGCCAGCGACGUCUGCUUUCUGAAGGACUUUAGCAUCACGAUGGAAAGAGUCCAGAUCUCACAGCCGGAUCCACAGAUGAGUUCUGGAGCUUUGAUUCAUGUCCCACAUUACUUGAGUAACCUGCGGUUCAGAGUCUGGAAGAAGAUGCAGGAGACUCUCAAACACACUCCGUUGACUCUAGAUCCAAACACAGCAGCUCCUUGGCUCACACUCUCUGCUGAUCUGACCAGUGUUUCGUUCAGUGAUGUAUGUCAAAAUCUUCCUCGUAAUCCAGAGAGGAUUGAUGAGUAUCCAUGUGUUCUGGGAUCUGAGGGCUUUAACUCAGGAGCACACUGCUGGGAUGUGGAGGUUGGAGACAAUACAUGCUGGACUCUUGGAAUAACCACAGCAUCAAACCAAAGGAAGGGAUUGGUUUUCUUUAACACUAAUGUCUGGCGUGUGCAGUACAUGAACAGUGAAUACAGCUCACAAUCCCCAAAGCAACCCUCGACUCUCUUGACAGUUAAAGAGAAGCUGCAGCGUGUGAGAGUUCAGCUGGACUGUGACGGAGGAAAGGUGUCCUUCUCUGAUCCUGUAACUAACAUCUGUCUGUGUUCAUUCACAACAACCUUCACUGAGACUGUCUUUCCAUUCUUAUAUAACUACUGCACAGCUUCCCCUCUCAGGAUCUUACCAGUUAAACUGAUUGUAACAACAGAAAAUCACAGUUAAAUCUCAUUCUGCUUUUAGAUCAGUUAAGGUACAAAAUUUUGUUGUUUUCAUUGUUUUGCAUUUUAUGGUUCAAUAACACUGUAAUCAAAGGAAAGGGUCUCAUUCAUAAAUAUAAAAUCUACUCAAACUGUUGUUUAAGCUACUCUAAAACAUUUUUCACAUUUAUUAUGGAUUUCUUAUUGUUUUUAUCGAAAAGGAAAAAAUGUAGGGUAGGACUUAGUUCUGUUCAUCUGUUGUUGACUGGAUUUUGAUACGAUUUUUGGAUUUGAUUGGUUUUACACUCAAAUAUGAAUGUGAUCUUGCAGUUGAUGGUGGAGGGAUGGGGUUUAAUUACUGCUAACGGUUCACACACUUCUUGAAAGUAAUUGAAUUUCAGUUAUAUGGAUUCAAGGCCUGGGAACUACUUGAAAACAAAUAUAGGUCCUUGAAAGUGCUUGAAUUAAAUUUGAAAUAAAUUUGGUUCAUGGCGCUAUUUCAAAAAUUGUCCUAUAUGUGCAAAGACAGAACGAAAUGGCACUAAUGAUUUGAGUGGAGAUGGGGUAGCGCAAAAAAAAAAAAAAUUCGCAGUCACGCACACUCUGUGUAAAGUGAGAACAUCUUACAGUGCAUUAAUAAUUAUUAGGCACGUUGAUAUUCUGAUCAUAUUUUUUUUCCAAGCACAUUUUACCAAUACCAAAACACAUCAAUCUUAAUAACUACUAUUAAUUUUGUAUUUAAUCAGAAUCAGAAUCAGCUUUAUUUGCUAAGUGUGCGCAAACACAUGAGGAAUUUGUUGUGGUUUUUAAGAAGCUCUUGGUACAUACACGCAUACAUAUAUACAUACAUAUCUGACAUGAGAAUAGAAUCAUUUAAAUAAGACUUAACAAUAAUAAUAAUAAUGUGUAUGAAUCUGGAACAGAAGAUGUAUGUACAGAUUUGUGCAUUAUUUUAUCUCUAUAUACAGCUGUAUAGAAACAAAUAUGCAUAUGUAUUUACAUAGUACUUGUGAGAGAGGCAAUAAUUAGAGAUGGAGAAUGAAUUACAGGCAUGAAUUGCAGAACACAGGUAAUAAUUCCUGUGUUAGCUGUUUAGGCUGGAGAUGGCAUGGGGGGAAAAACUGUUUUUAUGCCUGUUUUUAAUCAUUUACAAGUGAUAUAUAAUUGUCCAUGAAGGCUGGAAGUGAAAAACUCUUUAUUCAGGUGUGCAGAAUUAUUAGGCAGGUUUUCUUUUACAGAUUAAAUGAGACAAAAAAAAAAAAAAAGAUUUAACUCAGACUGAAAAGUCAAAAAUGAUUAAAUCCCCAUGAGAAAUAUUCAAAACUAAUGCAAUACAGAAAUUGCAAAGUUAAGACAUGACCAUUGGUCAGCGAAAUGCUCAUUGGGUCAGCAGCGUCAGAUAAAAACAGGUGGAGAAGAAAAGACGCAUGUUAACUGCAAAAUAAUUAAGUAUUAAUGUGAGAAAUUAGGUGUAAAACCAUCAGGAAACAUUUAGUCUCCAGAACUGCAACCUUCCUGGAGUCUCCAGAAUUACAAGGUGUCAGGUUCUCAGAGACUUUGCUUGGGUAAAAAAUGACCCUCACUUAAGAAUAACAUGUUGAAGUGUUGUGAAAGACAAUUUUUUUUUUAUAGGCUUUAUGGACAGAUAAGUUGAGAGUGACUCUUGAAGGACCAGCACCACAUCCUCUUGUACCACUGUUUGAAGAAUUUAUUUUCCAGAAUCUGGCAGUAAGUUUUAGGAGCUCAUUUUUAGUGAAUCUCUGCAAGACAGACUUUUCAGGAUAGGAGAUGAACUAAAAAUGAACUCCCAGAACUUACUGCGACAUGGAGCUAAAGAGAAAAUGUAGAACUUGAAAAAUAAGAAAAACAGCUUAGUGAAAAGCAUUUACAGUUUCAAAGCAAAUAGAAAGUCCUAUUUUGUUUUUUUUUUUAAUUUAUUUUCUUUAUUUUUUUGCAGAUUUGCACAAGGUUUAAAAUUUUCAUGAAAUAUUUUCAAAAAAUAUUGAAGUUUUGUGCAGCUGCAUGUAUGAAAAAGAUGAAAAAAAUGGGAUUUACAAUAAUUUUGACUUGAGUUUAUUUAUUAAUGAGUAACGUCUCUAUUGAGAGAAUGUGCAAAUAUUUUUAAUGUUAACAGGUUUUACCGUGUUAUUACAACAUUUAACCACUUUUUAUUCAUUUAAAUCUUGUACAAGAACUACAGCAAAAACUAUUUUAUAAAUAUUUUAGAAAUUGUAUUUGAAUAUUAGUAUUGAUUUCAAUGGAUUUCGUUAAAUUCCUUUGAACACGGCUGCUCAGAACGGUCUAAAUUUACGAAACCUACACUUUCAAAACAUUGUUACUUAGAAAUUUUUAAUGUAAAUGUUAAGUGUAAGUAAAAUGUUUAGUUCUGUAAGGUCUUUCAUGACACUACAUAUGCUGGGGGUGUGAAUUUGAUAGGUGUUGAUAUGAAAUAAAUGGUGCUUUAAAAAGUC